Molecule: messenger RNA, 945 nt
Organism: Pseudocercospora fijiensis CIRAD86
Lineage: Eukaryota; Fungi; Ascomycota; Dothideomycetes; Mycosphaerellales; Mycosphaerellaceae
Exons: 2
Coding region: 59-793 (244 amino acids)
Biological process (GO): mitochondrial electron transport, ubiquinol to cytochrome c
Cellular component (GO): membrane
Molecular function (GO): quinol-cytochrome-c reductase activity; 2 iron, 2 sulfur cluster binding
Source: RefSeq, a predicted model, not a curated record
CCGGACACAACCCAUUGACUGACCACCUCCGCUCCUACCCCGCCGCGCACCCGCCAUAAUGUCUGUCUCAUCGAGAGCGGCCACCUCGCUGGUGCGCCAUGCUGCUCGCCAGCAGCUCCCGGCACUGCGCUCCUCGACAGCCGUCAUGCAAACCCAGCAGCAGCGCAGUAUGGCCGAUGCCUCAACCUCCCACGCCGUAUACAAAUCACCCUUCCACCGCGGUACAAGUAGUCAGCAAGAUACAACCGUCAUCCCGUCCUUCAAGAACUACCGAUCCAGCUCCGGCGAGCAGGGCAACAAGAUGUUUCAGUAUUUCAUGGUUGGUGCUUUCGGUGGCAUCAGUGCUCUCGGCGCGAAGAACACCGUGCAAGACUUCCUCGUAAACAUGUCCGCAUCCGCAGACGUCCUCGCGCAAGCCAAGGUUGAGGUCGACCUCGCUACCAUCCCUGAAGGAAAGAACGUUAUCAUCAAGUGGCGCGGUAAGCCCGUCUUCAUCCGCCACCGAACCGCCGACGAGAUCAAGCAAGCCGAGGACUUUGACUGGAAGACCCUCCGCGAUCCACAACCCGAUAGCGACCGCGUCAAGAAGCCCGAAUGGCUGAUCAUGUUGGGUGUCUGCACACAUUUGGGAUGUGUGCCUAUCGGUGAAGCAGGUGACUAUGGUGGUUGGUUCUGCCCAUGCCACGGUUCUCACUACGAUAUCUCCGGACGUAUAAGAAAGGGUCCCGCACCAUUGAACUUGGAGGUGCCAGCAUACGAUUUCCCAGAAGACAAUGCUCUUGUCAUUGGUUAGAGAAAGAACGGUGGGAUAGAUGGGGAGCUUGUGAUACAGAAGUGGAGCUGCAAGACGGGAAUAAGAGAAGCCGGGACAGGAAAAUCUCCUGGCUCUGUACAGUUAAGAUACAUGAUUUUUCUAGCGUCUCCGAAACCAGUUCUGUAACAAUG